Puntigrus tetrazona (Sumatra barb) is the source of this 1419-nucleotide messenger RNA. Its product is annotated as gastrula zinc finger protein XlCGF8.2DB-like. NCBI's taxonomy places the organism in Eukaryota, Metazoa, Chordata, Actinopteri, Cypriniformes, Cyprinidae. The transcript has 3 exons. Bases 274 to 1419 code for a protein of 381 amino acids. The record is from RefSeq and is a predicted model, not a curated record.
GAAAAUGACUUUUAUUUUGGUCGGACGAUGUGACGUCAUAAGGUCGCGCCGCUCUCCCGCGUCCGUGAAUCAGCUGAAGAAAAUGUUUUAUUUAUUUUUUUUGUUUCGAACUCUAUGCGAUCGAUAGAGCUCGUUUAAGCUCGCCGUUCUCUAUAUAGUCAUUCAGCUACUACAGAAUGAAACUCCGAUACUUUGUCUAGUGAUGUUAGCAAAGGUUUAUGAGUGAAAGCGGAAAAAACAUAAAAGGGCUAAGUGUUACACGCUGUUAUAAAGAUGGCGUUUGUUAAAGAGGAGAGUGAAGAAGCGAAGAUUGAGGAAACCUUCAGAGUCAAACUAGAAGAAACUGAGGAACAAAGAAAGACCGUGUUUAUUAAAGAACAGAGUGAAGAAACGUUCAGAAUCAAAGAAGAAGAUACCGAGGUACGGUUCAUUAAAGAGGAGGCAGAGAGCGUGAAGACUGAAGAAACGUUCAGCGUCAAACGAGAAGAUACUGAGGAACAAACAGACCUGGCGCUGCUGAAAAACGAUAUUCACGAACUGAGUGAUACGAAAGAUGAAGUUAACCAUAACGACUUCCUAACCGGAGAGAAUUUUAGUUGCUCGCAGACCGAAAAAACUCAUAAGACCGACGCUACGAGUCAUUUCGUCUGCCAACAGUGUGGAAAUAGUUUCGCUAAGAAAGAAAACCUUGAAGUCCACGUGAGAAUUCACACCGGAGAGAAGCCUUUCAGCUGCCAACGAUGCGGGAAAGCUUUCGCAAAAAAAAAAGACUUUCAGAGGCACGUGAAAACUCACACUAGAAAAAAGCCUCACGGGUGCAAACUGUGCGGAAACAGUUUUGUUGGCAGAGCGGACCUCGAAAUCCACAUGAGAAUUCACACCGGAGAGAAGCCGUACACCUGCCCGCAAUGUGAAAGGAGUUUCACGCGGAAACAAACUCUCAACGCCCACAUAAGAACUCACACAGGAGAGAAACCUUACUCCUGCCAACAGUGUGGGAAAAGUUUCUCCGUCAAAGGAAACCUUGAGGUCCACAAGAGAAUCCACACCGGAGAGAAGCCUUUCACCUGCCCGCAGUGUGGGAAAAGUUUCAUUAAAAAGACAGACUUCGAAAGGCACAGAAGAGUUCACACGGGAGAGAAGCCUUAUGCCUGCCAACAGUGUGGAAAGAGCUUUUCUAAUCCUGGAACCCUCAAAGGCCACCUGAAAAUUCACACUAGAGAGAAACCUUUGACCUGCCAACAGUGUGGAAAGAAGUUCAAAAGCGAAGUGACUCUUAAUAGCCACACGAAGAUCCACUCGAUAGUUGGAUUUUAUGUCCUCAGAGCAGAGGGAGUUUCACAGACCGAAAACGCCUUAAAUGUGGCUUACAAGCCUUUAUCGCACUACCGCGUCAAAAGAGGACGUUUCAAAGACUAG